Molecule: messenger RNA, 2688 nt
Organism: Cyclocybe aegerita
Lineage: Eukaryota; Fungi; Basidiomycota; Agaricomycetes; Agaricales; Hemipholiotaceae
Source: the annotation of a GenBank genome assembly
AUGACAGCCCCUGCCCCCUCUGGUGACUCCGACCAAUAUCGGCUCCCCACCAAUGUUAAAGCCACCCACUACGACGUCACCAUUAAGACAGACCUCGAGAAACUCACUUUCAGAGGUCUAGUCAAUAUCUCCCUUGAUGUUAAUGCUGGAACAUCUGCCAUCGUUCUCAACACAUCUAAUCUGGAGCUUGGUGCAGCUACACUCUACUCUAAUGCCUUGAGUGCUGAGCAGGCGCCAACUGUUUCCUCUUUCGACAAAACUCAGGAACGCACCACUUUCCAGUUGACUCAAAAUCUUCCUGCCGGUUCCAAGGCCGAACUCAAGAUCGCGUUCUCUGGAGAACUUACCGGAAACAUGAUGGGAUACUACAAGUCUUCUUGGGAGCAUGAGGGCAAGACGAAGCAUUAUGCACUCACUCAGUUCGAGCCUACUGCCGCCCGACGUGCCUUUCCUUGCUGGGAUGAGCCCCUUCUCAAAUCAACUUUCUCUGUUACUAUGAUCUCGCGCGCCGAUACAGUCAGCUUGAGCAACAUGCCCGCAAUAUCCGAGGAAGUCCUUGAGCAGGACGUGAAUGCCCCUUCAGAUCUCACCGAGCUACUUGCGGACACGCAGAACGAGAAAUGGAAGAUCACCAAAUUUGAGAAGACGCCUCCGAUGUCGACCUACAUCGUGGCCUUUGCAAACGGGCACUUUGAGUUCCUGGAGGAUUCUGUUGAGAUGCCCUUGAGCAAGAAGAUCGUUCCUCUUCGCAUUUACACGACUCCGGACGUCAUCCAUCAAGCACAGUUCGCCCUCGAUGUGAAGAAGGCCGUCUUGCCUCUGUAUGAGAGGAUCUUCGACGUCGAGUACCCCCUUCCGAAGUUGGACACCCUGGUGGCGAGCGAUUUCGAUGCUGGUGCCAUGGAGAAUUGGGGCCUCAUUACUGGCAGGACGAGCGUUUUCUUACUCGACCCCGAACGAGGUGAUUUGCAAGCUAAGAAACGUGUUGCCUCAGUCCAAAGCCAUGAAGUCGCGCAUAUGUGGUUUGGCAAUAUUACGACCAUGGAGUGGUGGAAUUACCUUUAUCUUAAUGAAGGUUUUGCGACUUUGAUGGGAGAGGUCAUUAUCCCUGACCGAGUCUUCCCGGAGUGGCGUGUCAACUCAGAAUUUAUUACCGAACAUCUUAACCGGGCCCUAAGCUUAGAUGCUAAACUCUCUUCCCACCCCAUCGAGGUCGAUUGCCCCGAUGCUAACCACAUUAACCAGAUCUUCGAUGCGCUGUCGUACUCCAAAGCUGCUUCAGUUCUUCGCAUGCUUUCCAGCUACGUCGGCGAAGAGAAGUUCCUCAAGGGUGUUUCUCUCUACCUCAAGAAGAAACUAUUCGCCAACAGCGUCACGCACGACCUGUGGGAGGGCAUCAGCGAGUCGACAGGACAUAACAUCACUGCCCUCAUGGAGAACUGGAUCACGAAGAUCGGCUUCCCUGUCCUAACGGUUACUGAAAACGAGAGGGGCAUUGUUGUCCGCCAGGAUCGCUUCUUGGAAACUGGAGCGGCAGACCCCAAGGAUAACGAAGCUGUCUGGAAUGUUCCUUUGAGCCUCGUUACGGCAGAGGACGACAAAGCUGUUGUAGACACCAGUGCCAUCCUCGAGGAGAGGGAGAAGUUCAUUCCUCUCGACACCAGCAAGCCAUUCAAGUUGAAUGGCGGAACCACCGGCGUUUACCGUGUGCUGUACACACCUGAGAGGCUCGCCCUCAUUGCAGCUGAGGCCGCCAAGGAGGACUCAAUCUUCUCCCUGGAUGACAGAAUCGGGCUCGUCCACGACGCGUUGGCGUUAUCCAAGGCAGGGUUGGCUGACCUCAGCAGUGCCUUGACGCUCGUUAAUCUCUGGAAGAACGAGAAGGAGUACCUCGUCUGGCAAGGUAUCGGAGAAAGCCUUGCCGGGCUGGUGUCCAUCUGGUGGGAGCACCCCAAGAUCAUCGAUCAACUGAACGCAUUCCGUCGUGCCCUCUUUGUUCCUUUGGUGAACAAACUCGGGUACGAGUAUCCUGCCGGGGAAUCGAGGGACAUUUCUCUUCUGAGGACGCUUGCGGUUACCCAGGCUUCUGCGGCUCGUGACGAAGGAGUGGUCAAAGAGCUCCAGAGUCGCUUUGAGCACUUCAUGGACACUGGCGACGACUCAAAGAUUCCAUCUGAUUUGCAGCGUGUUACUUUCGCGGUGGCUGUCAGGCAUGGUGGUCGGGCGGAGUACGAUGCAAUUGUCAAGGCUCAUGACAAGCCCAAGACCCCAUCGGAGAGGAUCUCGGCCAUUGCUGCUAUGGGAGCAACCCAAGACCCUGAAUUGGCACAGGAGACCCUCAAGUUUAUCUCAACUAAGGCAAAGGAUCAAGACAUCUUCUACUUCUUUAGCGGCCUCGGAAGCAACUUUAAGACGCGGAGGCUGUUGACGAAAUAUUUCCAGGACGAGUAUGACGUUCUGUAUAAACGCUUCGAGGGCAACUUUUCCCUCCACUACUUGGUCACAUUCUCAUCGGACUACUACUCGAGCCAGGAGGACUACGCUGCGAUCGAAGCGUUCUUCAAGGACAAGGACACGUCUAAAUAUAAUCAGGCCCUCGCGCAGACACUGGACACGAUCCGGGCCCGGGCAGCGUAUGUUGAGCGCUCGACGGAGGAUCUGAAGGGGUGGCUUGAGCGGCGCGUGUAA